Molecule: messenger RNA, 531 nt
Organism: Echinococcus granulosus
Lineage: Eukaryota; Metazoa; Platyhelminthes; Cestoda; Cyclophyllidea; Taeniidae
Product: serine/threonine protein kinase
Exons: 1
Coding region: 1-531 (176 amino acids)
Source: RefSeq, a predicted model, not a curated record
AUGAGGUGGGCGAGAUUAGUUCGCUAUAGGAUAAGAAACGUGAAUAACCUCUCGAAGUUUCUUCCGGAUUUUUUCAAGUCCUGCCUCAAACUCAAUUAUAACGCGCUUCCGCACACCGUAGCAGUCAAGAGUCUUAGGUUUUACCUUAGUGUUGAUUGGAAUAAGGUGGCUUCUUGUACCGUACAACCACCUUAUCUUCCUUCCCAACUGACACUUCGCAAGGCCUCGAAUAACUUCGUGGGGGAUCGGCGUGAUCCCUUGCUUCUCAAGGUUGCAUACGGCAAGGAAAUGUCCCUAGUGGACUGCAAACUUCAUUAUAAACUUAGUGAAGAUGACAUUCGCCAGUUGGUGACGGUGUCACCGAAUUCUGUGGAGUUAGCUAAAGCCAGAUCGACUCCCCACAAAAUCGAAAAGCUUUUUGCAAACUCUGAUUUCACCAAUCCUAUUCUUCUGUUCCAUGAUAGUGUUUGUAGGACACCUGCAGUCAGGCACAUGGACGAAUUGCCUACACUCCUUGGGGAGAAUGAAUAG